UCACGGCAAUGUAUCUAGUUUUACCGUGCCUCUGGGUCUCGUUUACCGGCUUCAAAUUCGUUGACUUCUCUAUGUAACAUUCCAUUUCAACUAGGAUUGCACGAAAGAGAGAGAGAGAGAGAGAGAGAGAGAGAGAAAGAGAGAGAGAGAUCAAAUAAAAAAGAAGAUCUACUAAUCAAAACAAUUGACUAUGAUAUAUAAAACAAUUUUUUUCAUUGUGUUUUUCAUUUGGAAAGGCAAAGCAAAUGAUUGUAUACCACGAAAAUUCAAUUAUGAUAGUUUCGUGUGCGUUUGCAAUUCGACUUAUUGCGACUCAACACCGGAGAUCAAGGAACCGGAAAAAGGAAGCUACUAUGUAUAUAGUUCCGAUAAGGAUAAGCUACGAUUAAAAUUCUCCGAAGGAAAAUUCGUAAAAGAUAUUAAAGACAAUUCAAUUCCCGAUGAGAAUUACGUAUUGUCACUUAACAAUACUGUAAUCGUUGAUAGAAAAACGAAAUAUCAAAAGAUACAGGGUUUUGGUGGAGCAUUUACUGAUUCAGCAGGAAUAGAUAUCAAAACUUUGAGUGAAGCAACUCAAGAUAUGCUAAUAAAAACAUAUUUCAAUCAAAAUGGUAGCAGAUAUAAUUUAGGACGUGUACCAAUCGGUGGUAGCGAUUUUUCUACAACAGCUUAUACGUUGGAUAAUACGGUGAACGAUACUAAUCUCAAGGAUUUUAAAUUAACCAAAUAUGAUGUGGAUUAUAAAAUUCCUUUGAUCAAACAAGCGUUAGAAUUAUCUCCUGAUUUGAGACUCACUUCAGCUGUUUGGAGUCCACCAAUAUGGAUGAAAACUAAUAAUCAAUAUUUUGGACCAAGUAUUCUUAAGAAAGAAUAUUAUCAAACAUAUGCCGAAUAUUAUAUAAAAUUUUUACAAGCAUAUAAAAGUUAUGGCAUUGAUAUAUGGGCUGUUUCAACGGGAAAUGAACCUAACGAUGCGUGGAUACCUGGAGCGCCAAUAUCUUGUAUGGGAUGGAUUCCAUUUGAGUUAGGAAGUUGGAUAGCUAAUAAUCUUGGACCUACUUUGGCACGUUCGGAAUAUAACAAAACGAUGAUUUUAGUUUUAGAUGAUCAAAGAUUCUAUUUAAUACAGUUUUUAGAUCAUGUUCUCAAGAAUAAAAAAGCAUUAGAUUAUAUCCACGGCAUAGCUGUACAUUGGUAUACGGACGAGUUUAUUUCCCCUUCAUUGUUAGACAUAACUCAUAAUAAGUAUCCAAAUAAAUUUCUUCUUUUGACCGAAGCAUGCGUUGGUUCUCAACCUAAUGAUAAUCCGAAAGUACAGCUAGGAUCUUGGAAAAGAGGAGAAGAUUAUCUUCUCAACAUAAUCCAGAAUUUACGACACAGCGUAACAGGAUGGAUAGAUUGGAAUCUUGCUUUAAAUAAAAUGGGUGGUCCAAAUUAUAUUCACAAUUAUGUUGACUCACCUAUCAUAGUCAAUCCUGAAACUGAUGAAUUUUUUAAACAACCAACGUUCUACGCGAUCAAACAUUUCAGUAGAUUCGUAGAACGAGAUUCUGUAAGGAUUGAAAGCAUGGAGACAAAUGACAUAAGGACUAUUGCUUUUGAAACUCCCUCAAAAAUGAUCGUAGUUGUGCUGUACAAUAUGAGCUCAAAAAGUAAGAAUAUUACAAUUAUAGAUUCUAAAAACGGUCCUAUUAAGAUGGAAAUAAGUUCAUAUUCUAUUCACACUAUAACAUAUAAAUAAAUUUUUUAAUGAUCUGACAUUUAUAUUGUGAAACAUAUGAUAUGGACAGAGAUCGGAUUAAUUCAAUAAUAUUUACACUGUAAUAUCUUCAAUUAUUAUGUUUAUAUUUAUAUUGCAUAAAAUAAAAAUGUUAUAUUAAAAAUUCUAUUAUAAUCUAUCCAUGAAAAAUAUCAAAGUGAAAUAUUAUUUGCAUCGAAAAGAGAGAAAACAUGUUAUUUAAAUUCUAUGGAUAAAAAGUUUGUUCCCAGUUACCUAAUUUCUUCUUCGGAUUCACUCUAAAAUAUUUUGGUACAUACUUUAAGGCAUGAUCAUCAAGUUUACGUUUCAUAACAGAAAUUCCAAAUUGGAACGGAUGUCUCUUUUUCAUCAUAGGACACAUCUUAUUAUCAAUAAGAUAAAUUUUUUGCCAAUGAUAUAUCUCUGGUGGUUUUCUAUAAAGGAAAUAAAAAAGAAAUGAUUAAACUUGAUUUUAAUAUCAUAUUUUGUAUCUACAAUUUUAAAUAUACAUUAAUAUUAAAAUUA
Vespa velutina is the source of this 2263-nucleotide messenger RNA. RefSeq names its product lysosomal acid glucosylceramidase-like. Bases 191 to 1741 code for a protein of 516 amino acids. The transcript is spliced from 8 exons. The record is from RefSeq and is a predicted model, not a curated record. Gene Ontology annotation, biological process: glucosylceramide catabolic process. NCBI's taxonomy places the organism in Eukaryota, Metazoa, Arthropoda, Insecta, Hymenoptera, Vespidae. Gene Ontology annotation, molecular function: glucosylceramidase activity.